AUGGCUACUCAGGUAGCGUCAGCAGCGCCCAGCGCAGAGACUGACUUGUGGGGCGUGCUGAAUGACGCGUUGAAGAGUCCUGCAAAGCAAGCAGUCCCUGCCAAAGCCACACCUGUCCCAGCCCAGCCAGAGCCCAUUUUGCCCCCUCCGCCCACACCUGCCGCACCUGCAGCCGCUACUGCAGAGUCCGUCAGCAAGCCUGUGGAGGAGGCCAUUCGGCCAGUCCAGGGCUCAAGUUUAGACGCCUUUUUCUCAAGCAAGGGAGAUGCGGGGGCCGGUGAGGGGCUGUCAGUGCCUGCGGAUGCGACAGCAGGGCUUAAGAGCGCCCUCGGAGGAGCCACAGACGCUGUAAGCUCUGCCCAAGAUGCAGCCUCUGCUGCAGCCAGUUCCCUGGCAGAAGGUGCUUCUGCUCAGACCAAGGCAGCCAUGGACGCAGCUUCUGCGGCAGCUGGCAGUUUGGGGGCGUCUGCGUCGGAGGCAGCUUCCAGCCUGCAGGGUGCUGCCGCCGGUGCAGCUUCCUCCCUGCAGGAAGCUGCAUCCGGCGCCCUGUCCAGCGUCAAUGAAGCCACCUCUGGAGCGGUGGACUCUGCCCUGUCAGUCUACAAGGAGCUGGCAGACGGUUUUGGCGACGCCACCUCUUCUGUCCAGGAGAGCCUUGCGGCAAGCACAAGCGCAGCAUCCUCGGCUGCAGAGGCGGCCGCAGGCAGUCUGCCAGAGCCGGUUCGCUCCGCACUGUCUACAGUCGGGGAGCCUCUGGGGAAUGCACUGUCACAGGUGGCUGCAAACCCGGUUCUGCUGGCAGCAACGCUUGGGGCCACGGUUGGGCUGCCUGCACUCUCCUGGUGGCGCGGCCGGUUUGGCGGCUACGCGGGGCUGCUGCAGCCGAGCAAUGCACUGGACGUCCUGCAGAACGAGGACGCUGUACUUGUUGACAUGAGGUCUGAGGAUGAGAGGGUGCGUGAUGGAGUGGUGGGUCUGCGGGGGGCGCUGGGCAAGGGGGCGGCUGUGCCGCUGCCGUACAUCGGCGGCGACCUGGCGCGCAACGUGCGCAACGCAAACCAGCUCUCCUUCGAGAUCGCUGCGGCCGUCGUCUCCGGCCUCGCGCAGGUGUCAUCCAGGACGAAGCUGCUGGUGCUGGAUGGCGGCGGCAGCAGGAACGCCAUCCAACUAGCGCGCACCCUGCGCAGUGUCGGCCUCCCCCGAGCCUACGUGGUGGAGGGCGGCUACCGGCAGUGGUUGAACGAGGGUCUGCCAGCAAAGCAGGGCGCGUCAGACUACGCCACGUCACCCGCUGAUGUCAUCGGCGAGCGCGUGGCUCUCCUGGCCGGCACCACCAGCUCAUCUCUGGGAAGGCCGACCACAGUAGUGGCAGCGGGGGCGGGGGCAGCGGUCACCUAUUUGGCACUCUUCAAGACGCUGUACCUGCUCCGCUGGCUGGGGGUCUUUGGUCUGCUGGCAACCGCCGCCAACAGGAUAACUUCAUACAACAGCGCCAAUGACUUCGUGAAAGACUUGCAAAGUGUGUCUGGGAGCAUUGGAUCACUGGGAAGCAAGGCACAGAAACUGGUGCCAUCUGGCAUUGUGAGCAAAAUGAGAGGGCAGAGCUCAAGUGGCAGCAUCAGUGCGCAGCCACCUGCUGCAGUUGAGGAAGUUGAGAGGCAGAAGGAUGAGUCAUUGCCAGAGAGAGAAGAGUCAGAAAGCCGUCCUGUGAGUCCUGACGGCGAGCCGUCUGUUGUUGAGAACUCUGCUUGAUGUGUGAAGUUUUGCACCUUUCGUGUUGAGUGGAGUGCUCAGCUGAGCUGCGAGUUUUGUGAACCAAAUGGGCCAACUGAGCUGGCCCGUGUCUAUGAGAACAGAACAUUCAAUGAAGGACAUGAGGACAUGGUUGCAACAAAUCAGUCGGUCAUUGCUGACAGGGAGCAG
This is a messenger RNA of Coccomyxa subellipsoidea C-169, 1923 nucleotides long. RefSeq lists its product as hypothetical. Gene Ontology annotation, biological process: de-etiolation; cellular response to calcium ion; regulation of stomatal closure. Lineage: Eukaryota; Viridiplantae; Chlorophyta; Trebouxiophyceae; Coccomyxaceae. The record is from RefSeq and is a predicted model, not a curated record. The coding region runs from base 1 to 1752 and encodes 583 amino acids. The transcript has 11 exons.